AAAAACUUAAUUUUCUCUUCGAUUUGUACCGCAGUUGAAAUUCAAAUAUGAGCGACGAAUCGUAUCUCCUCCUGCUUUUAAAACUCAAUCAAAUCCGAGCAAAGACUCUAAUUCCUCUCUUUAUGCUUCUGAUUAGAGUUCAGAUCUCUGUUUCCGGCAAGCGGCUUGAAUCGCAUCUACUUUUGGUUGAUUAUACUUCAGAUUCGGUGAUUACUUUGGUGUAUCGUCUUCGUCUGUAUGUUUCUACUUUUCCUGGAUCGUUACGGCGAGUCAUUAUUGAUAUGGUCGUAUUGGUAUUUAUGUAUGUAUCCUCUGUAAUUGGGUGUCUGGUUGUUAUAAACACUCGGCCUUUCUGGUGUUGUAAACACUCGGCGAGUCAAAAUUGGAGGCCAUGAGGUCAAUUUCGGAGGUCUUGAAUCUAUUGAUUAGUGAGUUAUGGAGGGGCGAUGUAACUGUGAUGUUUGACCAAAAGAUGUUAAAAUUGAAGAGCGAGGGAGAGAGAUUUAAUGCCUGAUAGAAUCUAUUGAUUAGUGGUUUUGCAGUUAGGUUGGGCAGUUUGGUCAUUAGUGUUGGGGGUUAGUUUUUUCAUCAAGUCAGAAUGCAAACUUUUGUGUAAAAUAAUCAGUUUGUUGUUUGUAGCAAGGUAGAAAGUACGAAGUUUUGUUGUUGCUUGUAGGCAGAAAGGGUGUGUAAUUGCUGAAAGACAGGUUCAUGGAGUGUAUUCUCCCCAAAAUUCUUGAUGGAAUGAAAGCUUUUCAUUAGAGGAAAAAUGUGUCCAAUACUUUCUAUGUUUUUAUCCCUGGUAGAUGUUCAAUUAAAAAUUGAUUUAUGUCUCCAGUUGUUCUAAACUAUGAAUGAUGUGCAUACUUGUUUUCUAUGAUCAGGAAGGAUAGUAUUCUGAACUCAUGGUUGUGGUCAACUGAGGUUACCAAUUUUGAUAAUUUUCUGUAACAGAUUUCUGAAUGGGACCAGGAGGGAAACGUACGGUUGAGUAUCCCCGUCAAAGUCUAACACCCAGAGCUGGACAGAAACAUGCAUCUGAGUAUGCUAAUUCAUAUGCUAGGCAGUACAAGAGAAACAAGACAGGACAUAAUUCUAGGAAAGUUAAUGGUGUCCAAUCUGCCAAACUUUCAAGUGAGCUUGGUUUGAUAAGUCGAGAAUACAUGGAUGAGAUCCCUAUCCGCUGGACUAAGGAUUUCAAGAAGAACCAUCUGCGUUCAGCUUAUGACAGACUAAAUAUGCAUUUGCAAGUUGAAGAUAUCAGCGAAGAGGCUGUCCAAGAUUAUAUCGAUGGGUUAUUGCAAAUCCAAGUCAAGCAGCAACGUUCCAAGCUGAAAAAGAUAUUCCUUGAGUGCAGGGAUGCAGUGGAAGCUAGAACAAUGAAGCCUCCUGGAAUAAGCCAAAAGAACUGGGACGAUUUGAUUGACUAUUGGCUCUGUGACAAAGCUAAGCGUGUUGCUGUUGCCAACACACAGAACCGACAGCGUGUAAAGGUCUCCCAUCGCCAAGGGUGUAAAGCUUUUGUUGUCUUAAGAAAUGAAAUUAAGGAAGCGAAUAAUGGAGAAGAAUGUCCCAUAGCACCUUCUGAAGUGGUCGAUUCUGAAGAAGUACAAGACAAUGUCGACAUUGCACCUUCGACUCGCUCAAUCCUUCGCCUGCGAGAUCGCCGCCGCCGCUCAUCCUUCGUCCGCGAUAUUGCCGGCGCCGCCGCUCACUCUCCUUCGUGCUCGGGAUCGCCUUCGACUCUUCCAAGGCGCUGUGGAGGAGGAACCACAACGCGUCAAGACCGGCCGCGACGACGAUGUUCAGAAUUACAAGUCAAUUUCUCAUUUUUUAGUAGCUUCGUCGUUUUGAACUACAUUGAAAGGAACUGUUCAAUUUUCUCAUUGCUCGUUUCUGGUGUGGUUUUCCUGGAGGUGACGGGAGGAACAAGGGGAUUGGGUUCGAGAUUUGUAGGCAGUUGGCUUCUAAUGGCGUUCUGGUUGUUUUAACAGCUAGAGAUGAAAGCAGGUUGAUUUAACUGCACUUACAAAGUACUACUCAGAGGUUCUCCCUCCUAGCAAUACUCCAGGUGUAUGCAUCCUGGACAUGUGUAGCAGUUGGGUCAGCCAUUACCCAUAAGGAUACAAGCAAGAUCGUAUAGUUGGGAUGUGAAUGAAUGAAGAAGAGCUCAAGUGGAAUCCUGUAUUUCGAACAGGGGCAGAAGAAUUUAAAGGAGUUGGGUGAUCAUGUCAACUGCAGCAGUUAGGAACCUCUCAAGCCGAAGUGAUUUCUUUGGCAGAUUGGAGUUUCUCAUUUUUUCUAUUUUUGUAUUUUUUUAAUGAAUUAGUACUGCUAUGAACUAAUGUAAGUUGGUAUUUGGUUGGAAAUAUAAUGUGACCAUUAUGGGCUAAAUUGGUUGCAUUACGAUUAUGCUAUCAUAACCAAAUUAGUAGCC
Linum tenue is the source of this 2437-nucleotide messenger RNA. Lineage: Eukaryota; Viridiplantae; Streptophyta; Magnoliopsida; Malpighiales; Linaceae. The record is from the annotation of a GenBank genome assembly.